UCCAAAAAAAAAAAAACAGACAAACAAAAACACACUUGUUCUGAGAGGUUCAUGGCAAAAACGUGAAUAACUACAAUUCGAGUGUCACUUUACUCUAAGCAACAUCUACCUCGGUCCCAUCGAACACCUCUCCUCCCAACCUAUACAUACAUAUACAUAUAUACAUACACUUGGUACUUCAUUUGGUCAUCAAGAAUCAAAUAAAAAAAAAACCAUGUUAUCAAGAAUCAUUUCAACAGCAGCCACAACAUACAAUGUCCAUAACAACCUUGUACAUACUCGGCCCAGUAUUGAUUCGGGCUCAAUUCGAAGAAAUGGAUAUUAUAUGUGUAACCCACAAAAAGUUGGCCCUGUAAUGAUGUACAAAACCGGUUUACAGACGAAUAACGUUGCGGUCGGGUUAAUUAAGGAAACCGAAAAGGACAAGAAGAGUUUGGCAGAUAAGUUGAGGUUAGGAAGUUUGACAGAAGAUGGAUUGUCAUAUAAAGAAAGAUUUAUUAUAAGGUGUUAUGAAGUUGGGAUUAAUAAAACUGCUACCGUUGAAACUAUUGCUAAUUUGUUACAGGAGGUUGGAGGUAAUCAUGCUCAGAGUGUUGGAUUUUCGACGGAUGGAUUUGCAACUACGACAACUAUGAGAAAGUUGCAUCUCAUUUGGGUGACUUCAAGAAUGCAUAUUGAAAUUUACAGAUAUCCUGCUUGGAGUGAUGUGGUUGAAAUUGAGACCUGGUGUCAAAGUGAAGGAAGAAUCGGGACUAGACGUGACUGGAUUAUUAAAGACCAUGCCAAUGGUGAGGUCAUUGGAAGGGCUACAAGCAAGUGGGUGAUGAUGAACUCGGAUACUAGAAGACUCCAGAAAGUCAAUGAUGAUAUCAGAGACGAAUAUCUGAUCUUUUGUCCCAAAACACCGAGAUUAGCAUUUCCUGAAGAGAACAAUAGCAGCCUGAAAAAAAUAACCAAACUGGAAGAUCCUGCCGAGUAUUCCACCCUUGGACUUGUGCCAAGAAGAGCUGAUCUCGAUAUGAACAAGCAUGUUAACAAUGUUACCUACAUCGGAUGGGUUCUCGAGAGCAUCCCACAAGAAGUCAUCGACACUCAUGAACUACAAACUAUUACCUUAGACUAUAGGCGUGAAUGCCAGCAUGAUGACAUAGUCGAUUCUCUUACAAGUUCAGAAUCACUCAUCUCAAAACUUGAAGGAAGCAACGGAUCUGCUGCUUCCAAAAUAGAUGGAGAAAAUAUGAGCCAAUUUUUGCAUUUACUUAGAUCAUCGGGCGAUAAUCUUGAACUAAACAGGGGUCGCACCGAGUGGAGAAAAAAACCAGCAAAAAGAUGAGCACACCACAUCUCGUAUUGGUUUAUCUACCCCUUUUGUGUCACUGUAUUGUGCAUGUAAGCAUGUCUUUUUUUUUGUUUAGUAUUUACUUCAUCGAUUUCAUCCCAUUUACUUUAGCUAUUUGUUUACCUUCUAGAAUGGACUAGACAUCCGAAUUCUCAAACCGGACAAGUGCAACUCGUUUUUUCUCUUUCUGUGUUGUGUAUGUAGAAAUCAGUUAUCUA
Messenger RNA from Erigeron canadensis, 1557 nucleotides. RefSeq names its product oleoyl-acyl carrier protein thioesterase, chloroplastic-like. NCBI's taxonomy places the organism in Eukaryota, Viridiplantae, Streptophyta, Magnoliopsida, Asterales, Asteraceae. Gene Ontology annotation, biological process: fatty acid biosynthetic process. The transcript is spliced from 7 exons. The record is from RefSeq and is a predicted model, not a curated record. Gene Ontology annotation, molecular function: fatty acyl-[ACP] hydrolase activity; acyl carrier activity. The coding region runs from base 215 to 1333 and encodes 372 amino acids.